Molecule: messenger RNA, 1604 nt
Organism: Hyposmocoma kahamanoa
Lineage: Eukaryota; Metazoa; Arthropoda; Insecta; Lepidoptera; Cosmopterigidae
Exons: 9
Coding region: 192-1250 (352 amino acids)
Biological process (GO): synapse organization
Cellular component (GO): neuron projection membrane
Source: RefSeq, a predicted model, not a curated record
AGCUGAACGCAGGUGCUCACUGCGGGGGCGAUUUUCCCCUCUCAAACUUUUUGAGUGUAAAAUACGCGAUAUUGUGGCGCGCUGUAAUACAGCGUGAUUUUAAGUUUUAUUUUAAUUCGGAUAAAGCUUCUGACAGUUUAUGAGGUAUUAGUGAUGAAAUUAUAUACCUAUUCAGAAUGAGAAAGUGAAAUAUGUUCGGAUCGCAGUUAUUUUUACCAUACUUCGUGUGGAGACUCCGGGAAGGCGUUUCCUUUUUUUGUGGGUCUAGUCGGCGGGUAGGAUGUAGCGCCAUGCAUCGCUUAGUGCUGCUGUUGGCGGUGCUCUCAGCGAUUGCGCCUCAAACUAACUUCACUAAUAUUGACGAGUCACCCACGACAACAAUUACGAUGCCGCCGACCGUGUUCAAAAAUCCACAGCGAGCAGUGACGCCUAGGCGCGCCAAGGGUGAAUCGCCCAUGCUCAACUAUAUAUUCGACUCCUAUGCGGCGAACAACAGACAUUUCCACGACAAGUUUAGUUCGCCUUCUUUUGAUGACGACAAUUCUUCUGAAAGCAACAUUGAAGCAUACACUGGUGCAACGGUCUUCUUCAAUUGUCGCAUUUCAUCUUUGAGAGACAAGCUAGUCUCUUGGGUAAAAGUCUCUGAAGUUAGUACCGAAAUGGAGUUGCUGACAAUAGAUUUAAAUACUCACACGUCAGACAACAGGUACAGAGUAGAUUUGGGAGGAGAAAACUGGCGUUUGAUAUUACGUGAAGUGAAAGUUCAGGACUCCGGAGUCUAUUGCUGCCACGUUUCAACCCAUCCCCCAUUGUUGAAGCAUGUCAAAUUGACAGUUUAUCCGCCCGAAAUAAAACUGACUACAGAAGUAUUUGUAGAAACCAGCGAAACCCUCUCUUUGAAAUGCAUGAUAUUAUAUUUGGAUCCGGGAGAUACGAAGCCGGAAUUGCACUGGUAUAAAGGAAAUAGCACUGUAUCUCUGGAUGAGUUACGUGGCGGAGUUUUCAUCGAAACGGAUCUGAAUAAUCUCACAAGUCAUUUGCAGGUUGCUCUCCUGAAGAUGGAAGACGCUGGAAAUUAUACCUGCUCCCUGGAAGCCCCUUUGCGUAUGACAGCCGUGGCUAGAGUUCACGUUCUGCAAGGUUCGAGUCUGGCUGAGCUUCAAAGCGGUGUUAAGGUAACCACCAGCUAUUCAAGCUUACUUAUGGUAAGCCUACUGCUUGUUUUCGGGGCCAACGUAGAUAUAAGAUGACCUAAUUAAGCAAAUCGCCGAUCUAUAGGGAGACGACGGCUGGGUAGUGCAAGAAUAAAUGGGAUCAAAAUUUUACUUACAAAAUUUUACAAGCAGCUGCCGGUCAAAUUUUAAAAAUUUGAAUAUCGUCUUUUUAAGUUUAAUAUUCCUAUUCAUUCUUGCUAUCAAGUCGUAAGAUUAAAAAGAUAUAAGAUCUUUAUAUUGAAGGAAGAGUACCGUCCAAGGAUCCUUCUGAUAACAAUAAGGACCAUUAGUGAGAUUGUACAUGAAAUGUACGGAAUGGGCAAUUGGUUGUCUUGUAUCAGUAUGUAUACAAAGUGAAAAAGUCUGAUGAUCAUUUACAGCAGGUACAGC